Diachasmimorpha longicaudata is the source of this 2187-nucleotide messenger RNA. RefSeq names its product integrator complex subunit 13 (gene asun). The coding region runs from base 1 to 2019 and encodes 672 amino acids. The transcript has 9 exons. The record is from RefSeq and is a predicted model, not a curated record. NCBI's taxonomy places the organism in Eukaryota, Metazoa, Arthropoda, Insecta, Hymenoptera, Braconidae. Gene Ontology annotation, cellular component: integrator complex. Gene Ontology annotation, biological process: regulation of mitotic cell cycle; centrosome localization.
AUGUAUCCAGCAAACCAUAAAACUGUUUUUGUAUUGGAUCACACUCCGUACUUUGGAAUCUCCACAGAAAGCCCGUUAGAGUUUGAGUGUUUGAAAGGUAGAGGCCAAAAUCAGAUUCCCUUGGCACCAAUUUGUAAAUCAUUAUGGACGACGAGUGUGGAAUCAUCGAUGGAAUACUGUCGAAUUGUCUGGGAUUUAUUUCCAUCGGGAAAAUUAGUGAGGUUUGUUGUCAGCGACCAUGCAGCCCACAUUUUGAACACUUGGAGUCCGCUCCAGCAGAAUUUAUCCCAUAUAAUGAAUGGCAUGGCGAUUAUUGGAGUUCCACCGCGAGGUCACCAGCCGGGAGUUGACUUUUCGGUGAUCCAUGGUCUCAGAGUUGCCAUCGAAGCCCUAACAGAAUGCUCUGACAUCCAAAACAAUAAAAAGACAGAAAAUGCCUCGAAACUAUUGAAUAGAGGUCGAGUUAUUUGUAUUACUAGUGCUCGGGAUAAUAUCAAUAUGAAGAGUUUGGAGAAUAUUUUUCUCAACCAAUUAACGCAGCAGAAUAAGGUUGCUUCUGGCUCCGAUACAUCCAUACCAAUUCAUCACUGUCACCUUGUCAUCUUGAACAUUUUCCCAGUCAACAUAGAAUCUCAAGUUACGAGCCAAAAUCCAAGAGAAGUGUCUCCAUUAUUGACAAUGGAAGUCCAUUCCAUGAAAGCAACAGCCCUCCACUCCAAAUUAUCCCAUCUAAUAUUAUCUCACUAUGACUUAGCGAGUACUACAGUCACAGGUAUACCGAUGAAAGAGGAACAGAAUGCAAGUUCAUCAGCUAAUUAUGACGUUGAAAUAUUUCAUUCUCUCAGUGCUCACACAUCCAUUUUAAACGGCAAUCCCCAAGACUCGGCUCUCAUAAAAACAUUUAGGAGAUUCGAGGAGGGCUCGGAAUACGAAACUGUGACAUUGAAAUGGUGCACACCGAGGGGUUGCAGUGCUUCGGAGAUGCAAAAUUGCACAGCCAUGCACAGGAUAACUCCGGUAGACGUAAAUAGUCGGCCAUCCUCGUGUCUCAUCAAUUUUCUACUCAACGGACGUUCUGUUAUGCUUGAGAUGGCACGAAAAAGUGGUGGAAAAACGAUAUCACAUUUACUAGCUGCUCACGGGGGUGAAAUAUUCAUUCAUACGUUAUCAACAGCAAGAAGUGUCUUGGAAGAUCCACCAUCAAUCAGUGAGGGAUGCGGAGGAAGGGUGACUGAUUACAGAAUAACUGACUUUGGUGGUCUAAUGAAAAGCAACAUUUUGGUGCCACUCAAACGCUCCUCUAAUGAAGAAGGAGAUGGUACGUCAGCACCCAUGCGAUCGAGACUGGAGAAACACACGAGAUAUUGGCCAAUGACAAUUUCCAGUACAUUGAUAUUUAAUUUGAAACAGAUAAUUGACCCAUUACCAGAACUAAUGGUGAAAGACGAGCUAUCUAAAGACGAGCUGGUUAAAUGCAAACAAUUGUUGUUCAGUCUCCUUCAGCUCGAGUCAAAACACGAGACUCUGUCACUACCAAAUCUAGGGGGUGGCAGAGGCGGUAAAAGUGGGGUUCGCAGAGAAGAGCAUUAUCGUUUAUUGUGGGAGGAAUUAGAGAGGCUUUUGAAGGCUCAUGCCGGAACUUCACCAAUGCACGCGGAAGUGUUGAAUUGUCUCCUGGAGGUGCGAAAUAAGGACGAUAAGGACAAGGUCGAAUUGGAUCAAGCACUGAGAGAAUUGGACAGCAUUGGCAAAGAAGAGCCAACGCGUGCCAGUGUGAUUCGCGCAACGACAGACUCGCCAAUGUCUCCACCUUCGAUAACACCAACUCCUCUUGCAAAACAACUUCAAAAAAGUGGAGCCCCGAAAAGCUUCCUUGACAUUUGGCUCCAACGCAGUGCUCCCAAAGAGAGACGGCCUGAGUUUCACGGUCGUCUUAACAGUGACGGACCAAAAGCCAAACUUUAUCCCAAUCUCAAAGAUGCCAACUGGGAGCACCGCGAGGCCAUGCUCGAGGCAUAAAUCUCAUCAACUUCUUACCCCGAAGAAACAUGGUAUGUAAAUAUGUCACGUAAAAAAUUGGAUAAUCCAUUAUGAAUUAUGUACAUAAAUUAUACAAGCAUAAGGUAACACAAAUCAACCAUACCGAACAAGAAUAAUAAAUAAAUUAUUUCUACCAGCAACAACAAA